AUGCAUCCAGCAAAAGCAAACAAGAUUGACCUGAGUCAACUUAGUGACGAGGAACGUAAACUCUUCCAAAUGUACGGCAAGUUGCCAGACCGUAAAGAUCUUUUGGGACAUAAGCUCAAGGAGCGCAAGUAUUUUGACUCGGGAGACUAUGCAUUGUCCAAGGCGGGUAAAGAGCCUGAAGUUGAGAUUGGAUCAGAGCACCCAUCGCCCGACACCAUCCCACACUCAAACCCUAACGCUGGUUCAAGCUCUAGUCCAGUUAAGGAGAGCCCUCUUGUUCCAGAUGCUGCGGAUCAAAAGGACACCGGCAAUAAGGAACCUACUGUGACAGCCAGACCUACUCAAGAUACCAUUACUCAAUGA
Lichtheimia ornata is the source of this 363-nucleotide messenger RNA. RefSeq lists its product as uncharacterized. Bases 1 to 363 code for a protein of 120 amino acids. The transcript is spliced from 3 exons. Gene Ontology annotation, molecular function: protein phosphatase inhibitor activity. Lineage: Eukaryota; Fungi; Mucoromycota; Mucoromycetes; Mucorales; Lichtheimiaceae. Gene Ontology annotation, cellular component: cytoplasm. The record is from RefSeq and is a predicted model, not a curated record.